This is a messenger RNA of Lichtheimia ornata, 1470 nucleotides long. RefSeq lists its product as uncharacterized. Gene Ontology annotation, biological process: carbohydrate transport; transmembrane transport. NCBI's taxonomy places the organism in Eukaryota, Fungi, Mucoromycota, Mucoromycetes, Mucorales, Lichtheimiaceae. The transcript is spliced from 6 exons. The record is from RefSeq and is a predicted model, not a curated record. Gene Ontology annotation, cellular component: membrane. The coding region runs from base 1 to 1470 and encodes 489 amino acids. Gene Ontology annotation, molecular function: carbohydrate:proton symporter activity.
AUGGCAUUACUCAAAGGGAAUCCAUUAUUAUAUUCUAUCGCUUGCUUUGCAUCAUUGGGUCAAUUUCUUUUUGGCUAUGAUCAGGGUGUCCUUUCAGGCGUGCUUGUCAACAAAGAUUGGCUCGAGACUUUCAACUAUCCCAAUUCAACAUUGCAAGGCUUUGUGGUUUCUAUUUUCUUACUCGGUGCUUGGAUAACAUCGUAUCCAGCAAGUUGGUUCAUGGACAAAUUGGGUCGUCGGUGGACCAUUGAGAUCGGCUCUUGUGUGUUCAUUGUUGGUGGUAUUUUACAAACGGCUGCACAAAACAUUGCCAUGCUUCUUGUGGGUCGUGUUAUUGCCGGCUUUGGUAUUGGUUUCCUUAGCACGGUACUUCCCGUCUACACUGCAGAGCUUAGCCGUGCACACAAUCGAGGUACGGUGACCGUAGCAGGCAUGUCUAUCAACCAAUUUGGCUACAUGUGCUCAGCCUUUGUUGAUUAUGGAUUUGCCUUUGUCAAUUCAAGCUGGUCAUGGCGUGGCCCUCUAUUGCUACAAUGUGUCUUUGCUGCUAUCCUUGGUGCAGGCUGUAUGUUCCUUCCUGAAUCUCCUCGUUUCCUUGUUGACAAGGAUCGCAGCGAACAAGCUUCACGUGUGCUGGCACAAAUGCAUGGCAAAGAAGAAAAGGAUGCUGGUGUAUUGGAAGAAUUACAUGACAUCCAACGUGCUGUUGAAUACGAACGUACUCUUGGCCAAACAAGCUGGAAGGAGAUGAUGACUACCUACAAGCGUCGCUCAUUAAUUGCUGUAUUGGUGCAAGCAUUGGGUCAAUUAGGUGGCAUCAAUAUCGUCACUUAUUAUGCCCCACAGAUGUAUGAAGCUGUAUUGGGUGAAGGAAAACUUACCAUCUUAAUGGCUGGUUUCACUGCCCUGGUAUACUUUUUCGGUGCACUUGUAGCAAUCUUCCUUGUUGAUCGCGUUGGUCGUAAACCUCUCUUCAUGACUGGCAGUGCUUUGAUGAGUAUUUGGCUUAUUCUUAUGGGCGUAUUCAACAAGUACGAUCUCGGCCUCACAUCAGCUAUCCUUGUUAUUGUAUUCACCAUGAUUUAUUGUGGUACAUUCGGCGCCACAUGGGCUUGUGUGGAUUGGCUAUAUCCCGCUGAAAUCUUUCCCUUGCGUGCAAGAGCUAAAGGUAUGUCGUUGGCCGUCUCAUCCAAUUGGCUCUGCAACUUUGCUGUUGGCCAAUGGACUCCAGAACUCCUUGAUCGUAUUGGUUGGGCGACAUACAUCUUUUAUAUGGCAUUCAACGUCGUUGCCUUUGGCAUUGUGUGGUUCUUGUUUGUUGAAACUAAGGGUCGCAGCCUGGAGCAGAUUGAUGCCGUAUUUGGUGAUGUUAGCCACGCUGAAGUGAUGCAAGCCGCUGAUGAAAAAGUGGCCAACAUCAGCUUUGAAGAAAAGCCCAACGUUAAGAAGGAUGAGAGCGAUUCUGUAUAA